This is a messenger RNA of Aspergillus melleus, 384 nucleotides long. RefSeq lists its product as uncharacterized. The transcript has a single exon. The record is from RefSeq and is a predicted model, not a curated record. NCBI's taxonomy places the organism in Eukaryota, Fungi, Ascomycota, Eurotiomycetes, Eurotiales, Aspergillaceae. The coding region runs from base 1 to 384 and encodes 127 amino acids.
AUGAAGUCCUUCACUGCCAUCGUCUGCUCCCUCCUUGCGGCCUCCGUCUAUGCCGCUCCGCUCGAAGAGCGCGCACCCCAGGUGACCGUCUCUCUGACCAACGAUCAGUCCGGAGCCAAUGCCGGCGUCCAGUUUGCGGCCGACGGCACCGACAGGAGCAUUUUCGCGCUCUACGGCGGCACCCCCGUGGGCGCCGGGGGCACUGUGCUGGCUUCAUCAGCGCAGCUCACGGCCUUCCCGCAGACGAUCAACUGCGUCAUCAGAAACAAAGGCGUUCCCAUUGCCACCUUGACCGCGCAGAAAACCUUCGCCGACCUUGACGGCAAUCCGAACGCGGCCAUUCCUGUGAAUCUGAACAACGGCGUGAUCAACUGCCGUGCUUAG